This is a messenger RNA of Sarcophilus harrisii (Tasmanian devil), 4605 nucleotides long. It is a transcript of the gene CATSPERE, whose product is annotated as catsper channel auxiliary subunit epsilon. Gene Ontology annotation, cellular component: sperm principal piece; CatSper complex. Bases 374 to 3298 code for a protein of 974 amino acids. Gene Ontology annotation, biological process: sperm capacitation; flagellated sperm motility. The record is from RefSeq and is a predicted model, not a curated record. The transcript has 22 exons. Lineage: Eukaryota; Metazoa; Chordata; Mammalia; Dasyuromorphia; Dasyuridae.
CUUAGCCCGACUUCGAGGCCGGUAGUCCUUUAUUCUGCUUCUCUAGUCUAGUCCAUAAUACGUUAAUAACGCUCGUUCAGAUGCUGAGGCUUUACCAGAAAACUUACAAGUCAACUAGCCCGCUUCAUUCUGUAUAAAUUCCACUAGUCCUUUCCCUCAGAAACUUCAAAGUAAUGUCUCUUUCCCACAAUGAGAGCCUCGUGGCUAACACGGCUGUAGGUUACACGGACAUCCAACCUCUAGGUUUCAUGACACUACUAGGUGCCCGCCUUUUUGCCAGUGAAAGGGGAUCGAAUGCUAACUACUGUGCUUUGAUUUUGCUCUCUCCCUUCCCCGACGCAGCGGAAGGCAACGGCUGGGAGCGAGGUUCCCAAUGAGCUCUUGGCCUCGCGGCCGGUCUGUUGGGCGCAGCUUGCCGACUUCAGAUGCGGCAAGAAAACGCAGCCGCGGCCGCUAUAACAUAAGGUUAUUCCUCGCCAUGUUUUGGAAGAAAGUCGUAGCUGCGGGAGUGUUAUUACUGCUGGGUUACAGCUCAGCUUUGUGGAGGUAUAGAACAAAUACCAAAACUUAUUCUAUUUUCAACACCAGAACAACUAUCCAUUUAGAAUAUGAAGGACCAGAUUUUAUAGAAUGGGACAUCCCAGGAGUUUGUUCUGUUAAAAAUCGAACUUUACAAAACACAAUAAUGAUCUGUUCAGUUCAAGGUGUUCAUACCAUAAGACCCAAAGUUUAUGGUAAAACAGCAGAAGCUGAAGAACGCUUUUUAUAUGUAGAUCGUCCUAGUGAAUGCUUUCUGUGGUAUUACCAAUCAAGUCGUGUGGACAACAAACCCAUUCAGAACAUAGUGAUGUGGAUAUAUGAUCCAGAAAAUGCAAGUCCUGAAGAGCUAGCCAACAAUGCAUCACAACCUUCAAUUAAUUCCAUGUCACUUAGCAGCCAGUUUUUCAGUAUGGGAGAAGAGCCUACUAUUUUAUCAGUAAUCUCUUAUGAUGUUUACAUUCCAGAAAUUACAAAGCAAGAAGGGAUAUGGGAAGUGCAAAUACCACAUACAAAAGCAAAUGUUCUUUUGAUGAUCAAAGGGAAUUCAGUAGCUUUCCAAGAUUGCUUUGUUGCACACCAUCCAUUUUUAGUAUCUUAUAUAUCACAAAAUUUUACUCAGAAUUCUGAGGACCUACCCCUAACAACAAGUACUGAAGAAAAUAUACUUUUUGACUGGCACCCCUGUUUUCCUGCAAAUGUUGUCACAAUUUCACACUGGGAGACUCUUUAUUCAAAUGAUGCUUUCAAUACUACACAGAAGAUCAGAAUACCCCCCAAUAUGCUUACUGACGAAGAAAGGGAAAAUAUACAAGAUAUUAGCUUAAUAGAAGAAGGAAUUAUAUUUUUAACAGCAGGUCGUCUUUACCUAAGGAGAACUAAUGAUUUCCUAAAACUUGACCAGACCUUUCAUAUUCCUUCGAAUAUAACUGGUACCGAAACAAGAACUUGGUGUUGGCCUGAGUAUGUACCAAAGGAAGGACUAGAAUUAAGUGAAAUAAUAUUGUGGACAAAAAAAGAAGUCUUUCUUGGAUAUGCUGGCUUAAGAUUUUUCAAAUUAAUAUGCCUUGAAGAGCUUGUGGAAAUUCUGAAGCUCCAUGAAGAAGACAUCAAUAAAUUUACUAUACACCGUGCAACUUAUACCUCAGACCCAACUGGAAUUGCUUUGUUGUUAGUUCACCCUAUAAUGGGAAGUCAAUCCAGUAUGAUGCAUUUAGUGUUCUAUAAUGAAAAUACAAUUAAAUGGGAACUACAAGACUUUGUACUGUAUUUCCCUCAGGAUCAAAAAUUGAAUGCACUAUUCCUGUAUUCAGCAUUGCCAAAUUUUGUAAUAUGGGAUACCAAGACUGUCUACUAUAGUUACCACAAGUAUUCAAAAAAUGGAUAUAUGCUGUCACCUCUUGGAUAUCAAGACCUAACAAGUUUUGCAAAUAAUAGCUACAUUCACCAAGUUUUUAUAGAUUACUUUGGAAAUGGUGUGAUAAAAAUGUACAACAAUAUUAUGCUUUAUUUCAAAAUUGAUGUUACAGAUGUAUCACUGCUACAUAAAUGGGUUAAUGAAAAUGAGAAUACAGUAAUUUUAAUUAACACUAAUGGGGAGCCACUUCUUACAAAUCUUAAUUACGGUUUUGCAAAAGUGUCAGAAUAUCCAUUAAUGUUGGAAUUAUAUAGUUCAAUUUAUACAGAAGUGACUAGUUGUCCAUAUUUGUUGUUUGAGAGCAGUAUUUAUUUAAACGAUAUACGUAUGGACAAGAGAGAUGAACUGACAUUUUGGUCGCAAAUAGUCUAUCCUGAGAAUUAUGGUGUAUAUUCUAUUGUGGAAAUAAAUGGACCAGAAAUAUUAAAGCAGGAGAGAAAUGUUGACUAUGAAACAGCCUUGGGAAUCUGCACUAAAAAUCUGACAGUGACACUUUAUCAGAGGGUUGACUAUGAAGCCGUAAAUAAUUACAGCCAACUCCAAGAUGAAAACAUGGGUCAUGUGAUGAUUCAGCUGAGACCCAGUCAAUUUGCAAAAACAUGUCCAUCAUCUAAUCAGGCAAUUCAUGUAUUAGUUGGCUGUUAUACAAAAAGACACAUUGUACUCAAAGGAUAUGAAAAUAAAAAAUGUCGACAUGAAAACCUGAAAUAUGAAAUUGAAAAGCAGUAUUUGAGGGGUAACCCACCUGAAAACAAGCUUAUAAAUUAUAAUGUUAGUGAAUAUGGCUGCCCUUUGCACAUUUAUAUGACCGAAAAAUUCCACCCUGUCCUUCAAUUAUACGAUGAUGAUGAAUUCGUUGAAGAUGUUACAGCAAAUUUUAUUAUCUGGGAGAUACAUGAAAGAAUCGAUUUCAGCUAUACUGUAACUAUGCAUAGUGCUGGUUGCGUGAAUGAAGCACAGACAUGGAAGUCAAUGAUAAAAGAAAAUAAAGACCUUCCCAUAGAUAAAGUCUGGGGCCCUGAAAAUUACAGACAUUGCUUUUCAUUUUCCUCUGGAAAACCUGGAGACCUAUCACAACCAUAUGAGAUUAUCAACUCUUCCAAUAAAAAUGAAAUAAUUUGGAAGACUCACCAUAUUGGCUUUUAUGUGUUCCGGGUUAAGAUCAUUGAUCCAAACUACAGUUUCUGUGAACUAACAACCACCUUUGCAAUUGAGAUAUUUGGCAUACUCCCAAGAUCCCAUUAUGGUUUUAUUCAUCUUGUUGGGUCUGAUCAUUAUCAUCUUCAUUUGCCUACUUAUCAGCUACUUCCAGUAUUUAAGAAUUUUUCGAAAAUUUAUUUAUGAACCAAGUGUAAAAUCAAAAAAUAAAAAGAAACAAAGACAGUAAGAUACCAUACCAUAUAAAUAUUGUUUAUACAUAUAUUUUGUAAUAAGGGAGGCUAGAGACUAUAAAAAUAAUUUUGUCCAUAAUAAAUAAGUACAUUUAGGGACCAAAUUUAGCAUGUGAAAGAUGGUCUCUGAGUUUCCUGAAGACUUAAAAUUAUUCCCAUUUUUGUGUGAUGUGUUUCCUUAAAUAGCAUCUAAUUUUUUAAAAUUCUGAAUAUUCUCAUGCAAUAUUUCAAAUAGAUCUGGGCUUGACUAGUCUGUUUACCUUAAUGAAACAAAUUGGUCAGAUACACCAGUUUAAAGCUUGUUUAAUAGCAUGUAUAUUUAGGAAACCUGAAAUCUGAACUAAUGGAAAUUGAUGAUUUACUAGGAUAACAAAUUCAUAUUUUCUUUACUAAAGUUUAGGAUUGAUCUUAUUUGUUUUUUGUUUUACAUUGAAAGGAGCGGUAUUUUGUUGAUGGUUGAGUUUACAAUUUUCAAAAAGAAAUUUAAGGAAUAACUGAUCAUAUUUUUAAAGUUCCAUUUUAAAACUUGAAAUUAAAAAAUUGAUUUGAACAUAGAAUGAGUUAAAUCUAUCUCAACUGCUCCAAACAAUUAGUAUUUUCUAAGAGUUUAUAGAAAACUAAAAUUGUAUUUCUUCUUGUUUAAUGACUCUUAUGUUUACAUUUGACAAGUGAUAUUUAGAAAUCUGGAGAAAUUUAUAUGAAAUGACUAUCUUUUUAAUCUUCUAAUUUGUGGAUGAUUUUAAUGAAUUAAUAAAAUUUUGAUUAAUUUGAUUUAUGAUCUUCAUGACUUCUACAAAUAGAAUGUGCCUAAUCUUUUAAUGGGAAUACUUUCUAUCCAUGACCUUUGGAUACCUCCUUAUGAGUUCACUCUGUGCAUCAGACUAUUAAAUGAUUUUCCCAGUUGUCUGUCAUUUCAUUUCAUCAAUUUGGUCUUCUAUCUAGUAACCAUUAACCACAUAUUACUGUUUUCCCACUGCGAUACAAGUGAAAUAUUCUGCUUCCAACUAUCACUUUGGAUGUGCAGCACAUGGAAUACAAUCUUUACUAACAUAGCUUUCCCAAUACUAAUAUGUCUAUCUUAAUAAGAAUGAAAGAAGCAAAAAUUAUACACACAAAGUCAAAGUAUGAGUAGAAGAACAAAAUGGCUAAAGCCCAAGAACUAGGAUACAACUGACAAGACUGUAGGAACUUGGAUUCCUAUCCAUCUCCUAUUUUUAUUCUCCGGAGAUUCAUUACCUUAUAUAUAGUCCUUCUCCCAAC